GUGCCGCCAACUGUGAGUGAAACGAUAGAGUGUGUAGCUUUAUCCCCCUCUUCAUCUUCCGCAGUUAGUUCCACCACAUUACGCUCUCCAACCUUGGCCUUUGCUCCUAGGCAUGCCUAAUGCAAAAACAGGAGACACAUUUCACACCUCUGCCAGUGGGCUAACUUGUCUUAGUUCCAGACGGACAGUAACAUCAGGCUCGAACUCUUCCUCAGAACCUGGCCACGUAACACUCUUACACUUCCCAGACAGCUCCACACCUGCGUUUAGGUUAGCAGAUGAAAAACGGAGAAGACUAAAAGCAAUCACCCCAAAAUUCCACUAAGGGACCCAUCUCAAUCGAACUCUCGUCGUCCAUCAUCUCGGCUAGGCCAGACCACGUGUACAAUACACCGCGCGGGCGCGGGAGACGGAGAGCGACGCGAAAAUCGAGGGGGUGUGGCCAGGCGAGAGAGCGUGCGUGAUGGGGGCCGGGGCAGGAGGAAGGAGGAAGCGUGCUCACAAGAAUGACAAACAUAUCAAGAAGAAGUACCGCACAAAGCGAAGAACAAAGGACUUGGAUGAGGUUUUGGAGGACAUGCAGAAAUCUUUGCCUCGACGGCAUACUGCAGACGUACCAGGAUCAGGCCAGCACUAUUGCUUGAUGUGCUCGAGAACUUUCAUGGAUGGUAAAGCAGUAAAGAGCCACCGUAACAGUAAACCACACAAGCAGAGAUUGCGAAGCUUGAUGGAGCCAGCUUACACUCAACGUGAAGCCGAAUGUGCAGCUGGCAAGGGAAGCUAUUAUAGCUGUAGACAGGGGGAAAAACAUAUGACCCACACACAGACCCAAUCCCAAUAACACUAGGAUGAGAUAGUUAUGAAAUUUCUCGAGUUUACAGUUCUGCUACAACUGACUCAAUGCUCACGCUCGGCUUGCACAGCAAAGUUAUUCAGCGAUAGCCUCCUGCAUCUAGAGAAUGGAUUACCCGGGGCGACUGAGAUCGUGAUACACAACAAACUUACAUUCACAGAAUGGCUCUUCAAUGGUGAAAGAGAGAGAUCUAGCCUGUGACAUGGCACUUUUCCCUAACAUAAAUGAUGAAAGGUGCUGUGGACAUAAAUUGAAAAUCAGCCUUCUAAGAGGGA
Molecule: messenger RNA, 1128 nt
Organism: Geodia barretti
Lineage: Eukaryota; Metazoa; Porifera; Demospongiae; Tetractinellida; Geodiidae
Source: the annotation of a GenBank genome assembly